AUGUUCCUGUUUUCUGCUAUAUAUGUUGCUUAUGUACUCUACUCCGAUGCACCUUAACUCAACAUGUAUGCCCCUCUAAAAUCAAAAAGAAUACAUCCAGCUAAUGGUGGAUUUGAACUUGUAGAUUAAUUUAAGAGGAAUGAUCUUACAGCCAGCCAGGGCUCCUUGCACAAUAAUGAGAUGAGUUAGAAAAUACAAUCGCCUUAAAAAGAUCAGAGCAAGGAUAAAAAGAAAUCAACUAUUCUUCCUCCGAUUAAUAGCAAUAAAAGCCCUAAGAGUUUUGUUGUAGAUGAUAAAUAUAACACUUAAGCAAAGCUUUUUGAGGUGCCAGAUGUCAACGAUUCCAUUAAUUUGGGAAAUUCGAAGAGAAACAUGCUUUAAUCUCCAUAAGAUAAAAAGAUGAUAAAUUUAGAUACAGAAGAAGGCUAAGAAUUCAAUGUAAUGGAAAAUUAAGAAAAAGAUGAGGAAUCUAUAUCGUUUACAAAUCCUAACAAUAACAAUUCAGAUAAAAACGAUAAUGGAAAUAAAGGGGGUCAAGCAAUUAAGAACAACUCCCCAAAGCGAAAGAAAGGCUAAUAGACUUCUUAGAAAUCAAAUAGAAGUAAUACUAGAGGUAGCUCGAAAAAGACAAGAGAGAUGUUUUAUGACAAUACAAAUAAUCAAUAAAAAGCAACUGAAAAUGAUGGAUAAGAAGACGAGGAAGAUGAUUAUGAUUAUGAGAUUGUUUGA
Stylonychia lemnae is the source of this 729-nucleotide messenger RNA. Lineage: Eukaryota; Ciliophora; Spirotrichea; Sporadotrichida; Oxytrichidae. The record is from the annotation of a GenBank genome assembly.